Molecule: messenger RNA, 966 nt
Organism: Phaeoacremonium minimum UCRPA7
Lineage: Eukaryota; Fungi; Ascomycota; Sordariomycetes; Togniniales; Togniniaceae
Product: putative yippee family protein
Exons: 3
Coding region: 1-966 (321 amino acids)
Source: RefSeq, a predicted model, not a curated record
AUGUUUACUUUGAUCACCGAUCACCAUGUUUGGCGACUCGGGCUCAAGGGCCGUUUCCACCCCUCAGUUCCCGCUGUUCCUCCUCCCCAGUCUCAAGAUUCCAUUCAGACGACGCCAGCCUUCGACAUCUGCGGUGUCUACGGCAUCUACAACCUCCAGACACUCCUCGGUCGUCUCUGCGUCCAUCCAGCCUCGUUCACGUUCUCAUCUGCUGCCACCUUCACUCCCUCCUCCUUUGAACGUGACCGCCUCGCCCGCACAGCCCCAGACACCCUCCGGUGCAACACCUGCUCCACCGACGUUGCCUUCGGCGCACAGAUCGUCUCCAAGGGCUUCACGGGGCGCCACGGCCGCGCAUACCUCGUCUCGGCGCCCCUGGCCACCGCCACGCCGUCGUGCCCGUCGUCGCCGACCGCCGCAGCGUCGCCCCUCGCCUCCAAGGAGAAGGAGAGGGAGAGGGAGAGGGACAGCGGCAACCUGAUCAACGUCAGGGUCGGCCGGCCGGAGAACCGCCAGCUGGUGACGGGCGCGCACGUCGUCGCCGACAUCCACUGCGUCGUGUGCGGCGCCAAGCUGGGCUGGAAGUACGUCGACGCCCGCGAGCAGGCGCAGAAGUACAAGGUCGGCAAGUUCAUCCUCGAGACGCAGCGCGUCGUCGCCCACCGCAGCUGGGAGGACGUGCCGGCCGCCGCCGGGGACGGCGACGAGCUCACCUCUGCGCAUUUCUAUGACGCCGAGACGGGAGGUGCGGCGGCGCAGAGGAGGCGAGCUGCUGGUGAGCGGAGGGUGAGCGCUGGCAGCAUCGAGGAGGUGCUGGAGGAGGACGAGGACGCGGACGAGCCGGUUGUGUUCGACUCGGAGGACGAGGAUGAGUGCGAGGACAUCUUUGCCGGCACUUGGGAUGCCGAGGUGGUGGCCAAGAGGCGGAGCCGCAAGGUUGGAUCGCGGAAGAAGGUGGCCGUCUAA